Theobroma umbraticum is the source of this 7410-nucleotide messenger RNA. The record is from RefSeq and is a predicted model, not a curated record. NCBI's taxonomy places the organism in Eukaryota, Viridiplantae, Streptophyta, Magnoliopsida, Malvales, Malvaceae.
CCAGCGACCAACGCGCAAUACGCGCCCGUCAAGACUUCAUCCGACCGUCCAGUAGGGCGGUUCGUUUCCUUUUCCUGCUUACGUGUCGAUCAGGGAGAGCAUCACGGACGGCGCUGCGGGUUUAUAUUUCACAUUUUAUACUACUCACUCCACUCAACGGUCCGACGGUACUUCCUCUGCUCUACGAAGUCGAAUACGGGAAUCUUUUCACUUUCCCGUCUUUUCUGUCUCUGUCUCAGUCUCUCUAGAAAAACCCUAACUCCCCUACGGGUCUCUAUCUAAACCUUCAAGAAGAAAACCUCAAUGCAGCGUCAGUUUAACGCCAUGGAAGAUGGGUUUCAUCGUAGGGCUUCGAAGAGGCCGUUGGUUUUGGAAGAUGAAGAUGAUGCUGAUGGUUCUUACGAAGUUUACCGCUUCAAAGUCCUGUUACCGAACGGGACUAGCGUGGAGUUGUCUUUAAAGGACCAAAAGCCUGAAAUCUCGUUUGAGGAUUUUAUCGACCUGAUCAGGGUCGAGUAUGAUUAUAUCGUUAGAAGCCAGCGUCAGUCGGUUAAACGAAAAAGAAUGAUAAAUUGGAAGAGUGAAAAGUUAUAUCUUGAAGGUGACAUGGGCGGUAAAAUAAUGAGUCGGAUCAAGUUGGGGCAUUUUAAGCCCCUGAAGUGUCACAUUCUACGCCUUCAUGAUGGUUCUGGAGAGGUUGCCAAUACUUACGAGAAUAUGUGGGAUUUGACACCGGAUACGGAUUUGUUAAUGGAGUUACCAGAAGAAUACUCUUUUGAAACUGCUCUUGCAGAUUUGAUUGACAAUUCCUUGCAAGCAGUAUGGUUGAAUGGUAAAAACGAGAGGAGAUUGAUAAGUGUGAAUGUUCUUGAGAAUAAAAUCUCAAUUUUUGACUCUGGGCCUGGAAUGGACAGCAGUGAUGAAAACUCUAUUGUUAAGUGGGGAAAGAUGGGUGCCUCUCUAAACAGAUUAUCUAAAGUACAGGCAAUUGGGUGCAAACCUCCAUACUUAAUGCCCUUUUUUGGCAUGUUCGGAUAUGGAGGACCUAUUGCAUCUAUGCAUCUAGGGAGGUAUGAGCUAUUUGAAAAAUUGAUCAUGGCCCUACCCCAUUUUUUUUCUGAUAAUUGAAUCAUGAUAUAAUAGAUUUUCAUGGUUUUUUUUUUCUUCUCAUAUAGCUGCGCUAUAGUUUCUUCCAAGACAAAAGAGUCCAAGAAAGUUUACACAUUACAUAUUGCGAGAGAGGCUUUACUCAACAAUUCUAAUCCUGAACGUUCUUGGAGGACUGAUGGUGGCAUCAGGGAUGCUUCAGAAGAUGAAAUUGAGAAAUCGCCUCAUCAGAGCUUUACAAAGGUGGAGAUAUUAAAGCCUAAACCAAAAAACUUGGACAUUUUUAAACUCCAAUGCAAGCUUAAGGACAUCUACUUUCCAUAUAUUCAGUGUGAUGAGUUGUCCAAAGCUGGCAGGACUAUUACACCUGUUGAGUUCCAGGUUAAUGGUGUUGAUUUGACUGAAAUUGAAGGUGGCGAAGCUGCAAUCACCAACUUGCUUUCUUGCAAUGGUCCUGAAUUUAGUAUACUGCUUCACUUUUCCCUUAGAAGGGAGAAUGUUGCAACCAAAGGUUCAAAGGCUUCUCAAGAGGCAAAUGCUCGCCUCAAGUGUAUUUAUUUUCCCAUACGUCAGGGGAAAGAGAAUAUUGAGAGGAUUUUGGAGAGGUUGGAUGCUGAAGGAUGUGGAGUUAGAGAAAACUAUGAGAAUUUUAGUCGUGUCUCAAUUCGACGUCUUGGUCGUUUACUUCCAGAUGCUCGUUGGGCUUUGCUUCCUUUUAUGGAUUUGAGGCAGCGCAAGGGGGAUAAGUCCCACUUAUUGAAAAGAUGUUGCUUGAGGGUUAAAUGCUCUGUUGAGACUGAUGCUGGCUUCAAUCCAACGCCAUCGAAGACUGAUUUGGCGCACCAUAAUCCUUUUUCCAUUGCUCUAAAGAACUUUGGCAGUAGGCAUGUAGAGAAAGAAAAAGAUGUUGAUGUUGAAAUUUAUAGAGGCGGUAAACAGUUAACCUUUCUACAACUGGAAAGGGAGUAUCAGGAUUGGCUUCUUCUAAUGCAUGACUGUUAUGAUGAAGAAAUCGUGUCUGGUGAGGAUCAGCCAGUUCUUCUUGUUGGUCCCUUGAACAAGAAGGCCCUAGGAAUAUCAUCUGAUGUUAUAAGGGUUCAUAAAAUUCUUAAGAGAAAAGGAGUAUUGUGGAAAAGUGGCCAGAGAAUCAAAGUUCUUAAGGGUGCAUGUGCAGGGUUUCAUAAGAACAAUGUUUAUGCUACAUUAGAAUAUGUUUUGAUUGAAGGAUUUCAGGGGGAUUUUGGUGGAGAAGCUCGGAUUAUAUGCAGGCCACUAGGUCUAUCGAAUGGUUCUAUUCUUUCUGUAAAGGAUGGAAAUGCCAGCUUUGAUAUUCGCAGUUCAUUAUCUCUUCCAGUUAGUGUGAUUGAUUCUGGAAAGUGCCUAGCUAUUGAUGAUACUGAUUGGGAUUGUCAACUUGAGAAACAAUGUCAGAAGGCUCCCUUGAGAAUUGACUUGCUGGAUGCGAAACAGUGUCAAGAAUUGGAGGUUGAUGGGGCAUUGCCAGCUGAUGCCACAGUACAUGCUGGACUAGUUCCACCAAAGGAAAUUGUGGCUGUCCUUCGUCCAAGGAGUUUUGGUUCGUCUAGUGCUUCAAAUGACUUGGAGCAGAAGGACAUUCUGAAGAUUAAUUUAGAGAUGUCAAUGGAAGUCAAUUUUAGAAGAACCAAGAACCAUCAAGAUGUUAAACAUAUUUACUCAGGCCGAAUUACACCUUCGUCCUGUAAAGGGUUUAAUGGCUUGUACGUAUUCCCACUUGGGUGCAAGUUCCCACGCUUGUUUCAAGAAGCAGGCAUAUAUACCUUUUUAUUCUCUGUUGAACAUUCAGGUUGUAAGAAUUGCAAGAAAAUACUGCUGGUAGUGCCUUCGCGUAAGGUUGGGAAGUGGCAGCUUCUGAGUGAUGGAAAGAUUCCAUCAUAUAAUGUGAGGGUCGGUUCAUGUUUUCCAUUUAUCGCUAUUGCAUGCUAUGACAUAUAUGACAAUCGGAUGCCAUUUUCCUCCAUUCCUAACUUCAAGAUCAAGCUUAUUAUGAAUGAAGGUAUGCUAGUUGAUGUGACCAAGAUGAAGCCAUUCCUUUCUUCCGAUAACUUGGUCCUUAAUAUUGAGGAUGUCAUGAUUGAAAGUAAUGAGUUGGACUCAAUGAGGCCUCAUUAUGCAGCCACCUUGGUGAUAUAUUCAAAAGAUGAGUCGGUGUCAAUUUCUGUUGAAUGUCAAGUUACCCCUGGAGCUUUACGGAAUGUCAAAGCCUGUCCAGAAGUUCUUGGAAACCAAUUACUGCCAGGCGUCAUAAUUGAGCAGCUCGUACUAGAGAUGUUUGAUGCAUAUGGCAAUCAUGUUGCAGAGGGUGCGGAAGUUCUGUUCCACUUGGAUGGAUUUGUUAUCCAAGGACAUCUAGGCUCAAAGUAUAAGGUGGAUGACCAUGGAUGCGUUGACCUUGGGGGCCUAUUGAAAGUAACUGCAGGUUAUGGAAAACCAGUAUCUCUCUCUGUUUUACAUGACGAUGAAGUAGUUUUCAAGCGAGAGUUUCAAACCGAGAAAAGGGAACUAAGAAUUGCAUCAGUGGUACCUGAGCAUUGCAUUGCUGGCUCUAUGCUGGAAGAUUUAGCUUUUGAAGUUGUAGACUCCCAAGGUGUCGUUGAUGAAACUUUUCAUGAUGAUGAAAAGCAUGGCCAAUCCCAUAGACUCAUAGUUAACUCAGAAUCAUUCGAAACAUGUGGUUCUAUAUGCUAUGCAUUCAGUCAUGGCUGCUGCAUCGUCACUUCAAUUCCCCUUCCUGAAAUUGAAGGGUCAUUUUGCUUCAUAGCUUUUCAUUCUCGUUACACAGAUCUGUAUCUCAAUGUCAAGGUUUCUCUUGUGUGUUCUCGGAAAGUUGAGUCUGAUGAGAUUGAGUCCCCCUCAGAUCAGAAGGUCUUGUUCCUGCAGAAGUCACAAUCUGUCAAGGAUGUAGGAAGUCUACUUUCCCUAGUGAAAUAUGACAAGGAACUAAAGGAUGAAGCGUGCAAAUACGGUGAGCGCAUUGCAAAAUGGGAACAUCUGCUGGAAACUCUUGAUUGUAGGAAGACAAGCACUGAGCGAUGUGUGUCUGGGUUGCAAGCUUCUCUGGAACCUAAUUUAAUCGACAAUUUGGACUCUUUGUCCACAAAAGAAGAAAUGAUGAUACUGAUCAAGGAAAGAGAUCAUUGUGCGGCUUCUGUUCUCUGCAGUCUUGCUCAAAAACUUCCAUUUCAAGAACCACGGAUGGAUGUUAUGGAAGGGUUAGUAGGUGUGGUAGCCCUACUGGGAACAGUUUGUACCAGUAAGCUUAGCAGGAUUUUAGCUGAGUACUUGGGUGAAGAUCAGAUGCUUGCUGUUGUGUGCAAAUCCUAUACAGCUGCGCGUGCUCUUGAGAGGUAUGAGCAUAAUGGAGAAGUUGAUUGGAAACUUGGUCUUCAUGCAGAAGCUACUGCACUGGGAAAAUCAAUAAGUGGCAGAUUUCUUGUUAUCUGCCUUGAGGAUAUAAGGCCUUACCCAGGAUUGAUCGAAGUAAGUGACCCUGAGAGGAAGCUAGUCUUGCCAGAUCCUAGGUUACCGACUGGAAACACUCCUCCAGGUUUUAUUGGUUAUGCGGUUAAUAUGGUUAACAUUGACCAUCCUCAUUUAGAGAACAUGACCACUGCUGGCCAUGGUCUGCGGGAGACCCUAUUCUACAGACUUUUUAGCAAGCUUCAAGUAUAUGAAACGAGGGAACAUAUGGAAAAUGCUCGUGCUUGCAUAAAACACAGUGCUGUCUCUCUGGAUGGAGGAAUUCUGAGAAAGAAUGGAAUUUUAUCUCUUGGAUACAGGAAUCCUGAAAUACAUUUUCCAGUUCAGAUGCAUGUCUCUCCGCAACACAAGGAAAUCAUGGAGCAACUUAAGAAAUUGAAGUUGGAGCUAAGAAGCAUCUUACAGCAUAUAGAUAGAAUAAGAAAAAAUCAUGCCAAAGCUUCUAAGAAGUUUAACAAGAGAAAAAUGAAGCUGGAGAAGUGCACGGAUCGAAUGGUUUCCACAAUCAAGUAUUAUCACAUGGAAUGUGCUUCCGAUACACCAAAGAGCGAGGAAGUCCCUCCUAUGAGGAAGCUGCUUAUGUCCCAAACAUCAGAGCUAAACAUGUCUGAUUCUUUUGUUAUUUUACUCCACUUCCUAUGCAUCAAGGUUAAGAAUGCUAACACAUUAUGUUUUGGUUGGUGUCGCCUAGGGAUUAAUUAUAAUGCAAACACGACUAUCUUGGUGAUGCACCCUGCUUAUUUAUUGAGGCAAGGGAGGGUGACGUUUAGGCUUAAUGCCACUCCUCGCUGUUGCUCGAUGUUGUCACCCCUUAAGCCUAGACCACCAAGAGAAAACCAGGAGACCGAGGGAGAAAACUUAAGGGGCGACCCAAAGCUCCACUCAGCCAUGUUUUCAUCCAACCACCAGUUUUCAAAUCAACCAAAGCCUUUAGCUGUUAUGGAUCCCACAACUCCAAUGCAAGUGGAUCAGAACGAGGCCUCUUCUGUUGCCAGGGAUGAAAUGCGAAUUGGAGGGUUUUCACAUGCCAAAUCCAUUAUCCAAAGCUCUGAGAAACUUCAAGAUGAUCUUCGUAUGUUAGGGCUGAAAAUCAAGCACCAUGAGGAUAACAUAAAACUUCUGAAGAUUCAGAAGAACAAGCUAGAUGACUCCAUACUUGAUAUGCAAGUUAUGUGUGGCAAGUAUCAUUCUGCUGGUGCACCUAAGAUUGGAAACGAGAACUGUUCCCACCUUCAAAGUGAGGAGGAAACAACUGAACAGAUUCUUCGGCAUGGAAAGUCAGCAGCAGGAAUUCUGUGUCAGCUGAAAACUCAUAAUGCCACUCAGGCUUCUUAUCUGACUUUGACAAGGGAUGUACUUGGUGCUGUUGCUACACUUGGCAAAGUGGAUGAUGAAAAUCUUAGUAGGCUUUUCUCGGAGUACCUAGGAGUGCAGACUAUGUUAGCAAUUGUUUGUAAAACUUAUGAAAGUGUCAGAGCUUUGGAAACAUACAACCAGGAUGGCUGCAUAGAUAAAACUUCUGGUCUUCACCGGCUUGGUGCUUCUAUUGGGAGGGCUAUAGAUGGCCGAUUUCAUGUAAUUUGCCUUGAAAGUUUAAGACCUUGUGCUGGUGAUUUUGUAGCUGAUGACCCGCAGAGGAGGCUUGAUCUUUUAAAGCCAAGAUUACCAAAUGGGGAGUGUCCUCCAGGCUUUGUUGGCUUUGCAGUGAAUAUGAUUCAAGUGGACAGCUCAAACUUAUUUUGUGUCACUGCCAGUGGGGAUGGCCUAAGGGAGACUUUAUUUUACAAUCUGUUCUCCCGUCUUCAAGUAUACAAAACAAGGGCAGAGAUGGUUCUUGCUCUCCCUUGUAUAAGUGAAGGAGCAAUCUCUCUGGAUGGUGGGAUGAUCAGAAGCUCUGGUGUAUUUUCCCUAGGCAAUCGGGAAGAGGUUGAUGUGAGAUUCCCAAAACCCUCUGCAAAAUCAGAUAUGCCGCAAAACUACAUUGAAACUGAGAAGCAGAUGAAAGAAAUGAGAUGGAAAAAAGAAAAGUUGGAAGAGGAUAUGAAGAGGGAACAAGCAUUGCUGGACAAUGCGAAGUUCAAUUUUGAAAGAAAGAAGCAAGACUUUGUCAAGUUUCUUGCUCAAAGCUCGUCCUUUGCAACUCAGUUUCAGGCAACUCAAGAUAGGUUGACUCCAAGAUGAUGAUAACAAUGAUGUCUAGCUAGCAGAUUGAAAAAGAGUGCAGAAGCCUUUGAACACUAAAAUUUCAGCUUCUACCACCAUUAUCAUUUUGUUUUUUCCUUUUUUAUUGCCUUGGUGAUGGACAGAAGAAUAACACAAGGCAAAUAGCAUAUGUGCUUCUUUGAGACUCUUUUUUCCUGAUAAGCAUAUGCUUUCUCAUGUCGAAGUUGGGACUAACUGUUUCUCAAAUGUAGACCAUGGUGAACCAGGUAUAGACAGAAGGCAUCCCUCCGUCCUCAAUAUGGAAUCAGGGUAAUUCUAGCGCAAGGUUGUUCAUUGAAGGCAGUGUCUCUAUGGGGUAAACUGCUUAAGACGAUUUUAAUUCGCUUCAUUCAUAUCCUAACUUCCAAAGUUUGUCUGUUUGUUCUUUUCUCAUUUUGGUAAUCUGUACAGUAUAUUCUCUUUAGUCAUUAAAUACUGUACAUUUUCUGGUUCUGGUGCUUCCGCCAUCAAAACGGUAUUUUUUUUAAGAGGAAAUUCAUUUGUUUUUGUCCCGUUUGCAUCUCUUUUUCCCCACCAUAAUUUGUACCUAGUUUGUGAGCAUUGGUUUUAUCAAAAAAAAAA